AUGAGAGUUAAUGUGGGUGUGCAAGAGCUGAGGAGCCGUCAGUUUUGGCAGGGGAUUCUGGCAGAGCUUCUUGGUUCCCUGAUCUUUGUAUCUGCUGUGUUGGGUUCUUUGGUGCCGGGGCCGGACGGGGCCUCCCCGGGGCCCAUCUACCCUGCACUGGCUGCCGGUAUGGCAACUGUGGUCCUGGGAUAUUGCUUUGGUGAAAUCAGUGGGGCUCAGGUCAAUCCUGCAGUGACUGUGGCGCUCUUGGCCACGCGUAAGGUGGAUGUGUUCAGGGCACUGGUGUAUCUGCUGGCCCAGUGUUUGGGGGGGAUCCUCGCCACUGGCCUCAUGUACCUGUCGCUGCCCCUGAAGUCCACCGCACAGAACUACAUCAACAAGGUCCCGGUGGACAUGAACGCCGGCCAAGCUCUUGUGAUGGAGAUGCUUGCCACGUUUGUCCUGGGCUUCACCGUAUUUUCUGUGGAAGAUCAACGCAGGAGAGAAAUAAACGAACCUGGGAACUUAGCCAUUGGGUUUGCUGUAAUCACUGCAAUCUUCAUUGCUGGGAGGUUUUCUGGUGCCAGCUUGAAUCCGGCUCGCUCCCUCGGUCCCGCUAUAAUCCUUGGCUAUUGGGAACAUCACUGGGUCUACUGGAUCGGGCCAAUAUUAGGUGCAGUCCUGGCUGGACUGUCCCACGAGUUUAUUUUUGCCCCCAGUGCGUCCAGACAGAAGUUGGUGGCUUGUUUGACCUGUAAGGACAUUGAGAUUGUGGAGACGGCCAGCGUGUCUCGAUCGUCCCUGUCCACCGUCACACAGAGCGCCAUGAGAAACAAGCAAAGCAACAAACUGGAGCACAGCUAAGCUCAAAUUCAACUGACCAACAAUUCAAUUCUUUUUUUUUAAUAUUUCGUCAAUGUCACAAAGGGUGUUAUUCGUGAAACAUGACCAGAACAAAUUGUGUGUCAUUUCUUUAUAACCAUUCUUACAUAAAUUGCACCAUGCAAGUUAUUGAGAACAGAUUUAAGAAUCAUUCACACAGGAGUUUGUCCUGCUCGUGUUUCACAAAUGAGGAAGAGCAAGUGGAAAAUGUUACCACAUAUUUCCUUCAAAAUCUGUAAAUAUUGAGUGAAAAUAUUUUCAUAGAAUAUUCUAUUGUGGAUCAGAAGCUGUACUGUCUUAAGUAGUCUUUGACGCUCAGCUUGAACAUGGAUAGUUAUAAAAGUGCCAAACGUUUGCCUAUGUGGCUCGAGCUUGCUAUUUAUUUAUUUUUUGCUCCCCAACAGACUUUAAAGGAGCAUUUCAC
Pimephales promelas (fathead minnow) is the source of this 1285-nucleotide messenger RNA. NCBI's taxonomy places the organism in Eukaryota, Metazoa, Chordata, Actinopteri, Cypriniformes, Leuciscidae. The record is from RefSeq and is a predicted model, not a curated record.